Peromyscus maniculatus bairdii (prairie deer mouse) is the source of this 3944-nucleotide messenger RNA. The record is from RefSeq and is a predicted model, not a curated record. Lineage: Eukaryota; Metazoa; Chordata; Mammalia; Rodentia; Cricetidae.
AGGUCGGAACAGUAGCAAAGGGCUGCCUCAGCCUACGGUUUCUUUUGAUGGAAUCUAUGCAAACGUGAGGAUGGUUCAUAUACUUACAUCAGUUGUUGGAUCGAAAUGUGAAGUACAAGUGAAGAAUGGUGGUGUCUAUGAAGGAGUUUUUAAAACAUACAGUCCUAAGUGUGAUUUGGUACUUGAUGCUGCACAUGAGAAAAGUACAGAAUCCAGUUCGGGGCCAAAACGCGAAGAAAUAAUGGAGAGUAUUUUGUUCAAAUGCUCAGACUUCGUUGUAGUACAGUUUAAAGAUACAGACUCCAGUUACGCACGAAGAGCCGCUUUACUGCCUUAUGCGUCUGUGGAGUCUCAGCCUGGAGAGUGGUUGGCAGACGGGCACAGUCCACAGAGUGUGAUUGUGUCAGUUGAGCGGCUGCCCUGCAGAGCCAGAGAUGCUUUUACCGACUCUGCUGUCAGCGCCAAAGUGAAUGGUGAGCACAAGGAGAGGGACCUGGAACCCUGGGAUGCAGGGGAGCUCACAGCCAGCGAGGAGCUCGAGGCUCUGGAGAAUGACGUGUCUAAUGGAUGGGAUCCCAAUGAUAUGUUUCGAUAUAAUGAAGAGAACUACGGUGUAGUGUCCACAUACGAUAGCAGUUUAUCUUCAUAUACGGUUCCCUUAGAAAGGGAUAACUCAGAAGAAUUUCUGAAACGGGAGGCAAGGGCCAACCAGUUAGCGGAGGAGAUCGAAUCCAGUGCUCAGUACAAAGCCCGUGUGGCCCUUGAGAAUGACGACCGGAGCGAGGAAGAAAAGUACACGGCGGUCCAGAGGAACUGCAGUGAGCGCGAGGGGCAUGGCCCGAACACCAGGGAAAAUAAAUAUAUUCCUCCUGGACAAAGAAACAGAGAAGUCAUAUCCUGGGGAAGUGGGAGACAGAGCUCACCACGGAUGGGCCAGCCUGGACCAGGCUCCAUGCCAUCAAGAGCCGCUUCUCACACUUCAGACUUCAACCCGAACUCUGGUUCAGACCAAAGAGUAGUUAAUGGAGUUUUUAUACUUUCCUUCAUAUCAUUUGUUCUGUCAGGUGUUCCCUGGCCAUCGCCCUGCCCAUCUCCUUCCUCUCGCCCACCUUCUCGCUACCAGUCAGGUCCCAACUCUCUUCCACCUCGGGCAGCCACCCCUACACGGCCGCCCUCCAGGCCCCCCUCGAGGCCAUCCAGACCCCCGUCUCACCCCUCUGCUCAUGGUUCUCCAGCUCCUGUCUCUACUGUGCCUAAACGCAUGUCUUCAGAAGGCCCUCCAAGGAUGUCUCCAAAGGCACAGCGGCACCCUCGCAGUCACAGAGUCUCCGCGGGGAGAGGCUCCAUGUCUAGUGGCCUCGAGUUUGUAUCCCACAACCCCCCAAGUGAAGCAGCUGCUCCUCCAGUGGCCAGGACCAGUCCUGCAGGGGGCACGUGGUCCUCAGUGGUCAGUGGGGUUCCAAGGUUAUCUCCAAAAACGCACAGGCCCAGGUCUCCCAGGCAGAACAGUAUUGGAAACACUCCCAGUGGGGCUGUGCUUGCUUCUCCCCAAGCUGGCGUCAUCCCUGCGGAGGCCGUGUCCAUGGCUGUCCCCGCUGCGUCUCCCACUCCUGCCAGCCCUGCGUCCAACAGAGCUCUGACCCCGUCCAUUGAGGCUAAAGAUUCCAGGCUUCAAGAUCAGAGGCAGAACUCUCCUGCAGGGAAUAAGGAAAAUAUUAAAGCAAGUGAAACAUCACCUGGCUUUUCAAAAGCUGAAAACAAAGGUAUGUCACCGGUUGUUUCUGAACAUAGAAAACAGAUUGAUGAUUUAAAGAAGUUUAAGAAUGAUUUUAGGUUACAGCCAAGUUCUACAUCCGAAUCUAUGGAUCAACUUCUAAGCAAAAGUAGAGAGGGAGAAAAGUCACGAGAUUUGAUCAAAGACAAAAUGGAAGCAAAUGCUAAGGAUGCCUUUGUUGACAGCAGCAGCAGCACCUGUCCCAGUGGCAGCAGCAAGACCAACAGCCCUAGCAUCUCCCCUUCUGUGCUUAGUAACACAGAGCACAAGAGGGGGCCCGAGGUCACGUCCCAGGGGGUGCAGACUUCCAGUCCAGCCUGCAAACAAGAGAAGGAUGACCGAGAAGAGAAAAAAGACGCUGCUGAGCAAGUUAGGAAGUCAACCUUGAAUCCCAAUGCAAAGGAGUUCAACCCGCGUUCUUUUUCUCAGCCAAAGCCUUCUACCACCCCAACAUCACCUCGGCCGCAGGCGCAGCCGAGCCCGUCAAUGGUUGGGCACCAGCAGCCAGCUCCAGUGUACACCCAGCCUGUUUGUUUUGCACCAAAUAUGAUGUAUCCGGUCCCAGUGAGCCCAGGCGUGCAGCCUUUAUACCCAAUACCUAUGACGCCCAUGCCGGUGAACCAAGCCAAGACAUAUAGAGCAGGUAAAGUACCAAAUAUGCCCCAACAGCGGCAAGACCAGCAUCAUCAAAGCACCAUGAUGCACCCUGCCUCAGCGGCAGGCCCCCCCAUUGUAGCCACCCCACCCGCUUACUCCACUCAGUACGUCGCCUACAGCCCUCAGCAGUUUCCCAAUCAGCCUCUAGUUCAGCAUGUGCCACAUUAUCAGUCUCAGCAUCCCCACGUGUACAGCCCUGUCAUACAGGGCAGUGCCAGAAUGAUGGCUCCAGCAGCACAUGCACAGCCUGGUUUAGUAUCUUCUUCAGCAGCUCAGUUCGGGGCUCAUGAGCAGACGCAUGCCAUGUAUGCAUGUCCCAAAUUACCAUACAACAAGGAGACAAGCCCUUCUUUCUACUUUGCCAUUUCCACGGGCUCCCUUGCUCAGCAGUAUGCGCAUCCUAAUGCCACCCUGCAUCCACAUACGCCCCAUCCACAGCCUUCGGCCACUCCCACUGGACAGCAACAAAGCCAGCAUGGUGGAAGUCAUCCUGCACCCAGUCCUGUUCAGCACCAUCAGCACCAGGCCGCCCAAGCUCUUCAUCUGGCCAGUCCACAGCAGCAGUCAGCCAUUUACCACGCGGGGCUGGCACCGACCCCACCUUCCAUGACACCUGCCUCUAAUACACAGUCUCCACAGAGCAGUUUCCCAGCAGCACAACAGACAGUCUUCACCAUCCAUCCUUCUCAUGUUCAGCCGGCAUACACCACCCCUCCCCACAUGGCCCACGUACCUCAGGCUCAUGUACAGUCAGGAAUGGUUCCUUCUCAUCCAACUGCCCAUGCGCCAAUGAUGCUAAUGACGACACAGCCACCCGGCGGUCCCCAGGCCGCCCUCGCUCAAAGUGCACUACAGCCCAUUCCAGUCUCGACAACAGCGCAUUUCCCCUAUAUGACGCACCCUUCAGUACAAGCCCACCACCAACAGCAGUUGUAAGGCUGCCCUGGAGGAACCGAAAGGCCAAAUUCCCUCCUCCCUCCUCCUGCUUCUACCAACUGGAAGCACAGAAAACUAGAACUUGAUUGAUUUUGUUUUUUAAAGAUACACUGAUUUACCAUCCAAUAGGAAUGCUAACAGUUCACUUGCAGUGGAGGAUGUUCUGGACCGAGUAGAGGCAUGUAGGGACUUGUGGCUGUUCAUAAUUCCAUGCGCUGUUGCAGGGUCCCGCAAGUACCCAGCUCUGCUUGCUGAAACUGGAAGUUAUUUAUUUUUUAAUGGCCCUUGAGAGUCAUGAACACAUCAGCUAGCAAAAGAAGUAACAAGAGUGAUUCUUGCUGCUAUUACCGCUUUAAAAAAAAUCAAGACUUGGAACGCCCUUUUACUAAACUUGACACAAGUUCAGUCAAUUCUUACCGCCAAACUGACGGAUUAUUAUUUAUAAAUCAAGUUUGAUGAGGCGAUCACUGUCUGCAGUGGUUCAACUUUUAAGUUAAGGGAAAACUUUUACUUUGUAGAUAAUAUAAAAUAAAAACUAAAAAAAAAAUUAAAAAAUAAAAAAAGUUUUAAAAACUGA